Monodelphis domestica (gray short-tailed opossum) is the source of this 8438-nucleotide messenger RNA. It is a transcript of the gene MTA1, whose product is annotated as metastasis associated 1. Gene Ontology annotation, biological process: double-strand break repair; negative regulation of transcription by RNA polymerase II; response to ionizing radiation. NCBI's taxonomy places the organism in Eukaryota, Metazoa, Chordata, Mammalia, Didelphimorphia, Didelphidae. The record is from RefSeq and is a predicted model, not a curated record. Gene Ontology annotation, molecular function: histone deacetylase binding; transcription corepressor activity; chromatin binding. Gene Ontology annotation, cellular component: nucleoplasm; NuRD complex.
AGGGGACAGUUUGUGGGGAGUGGACAAGAGAAGAAAAAGCAAAAGGGUCAGGAGCUGCUCGGAGCCUACUAUCCCCGUCCCAUAGGUCUCUAGGGCCUCCCCCCUCCCCUCGGCCUCGGGCGACGGCGGCACGGCGGCGGUGGCGGACCGAGCGCGGCCCCUUUAAAGCGUCCGCCCCCGCCCCCACCCCAGCCGAUCGAUCCUCCAUUUUCCAGCACAUUUCCCCCACCUGGAGGAGCCGCCGCGCCGCCCCGCGAGCCCCGAGCGCCGGGCCCGGGCCAGGCCAGGCCAGGCCAGGCCAGGCCUCUGAGCCCCCCCGUGCCGCGCUGAGCCCCCGGAGCCGGAGCCCGAGAUGGCCGCCAACAUGUACAGGGUCGGAGAUUAUGUCUACUUUGAAAAUUCUUCAAGUAACCCAUACUUGAUAAGAAGAAUAGAGGAGCUCAAUAAGACAGCCAAUGGGAAUGUGGAGGCCAAGGUGGUGUGUUUCUACAGAAGGAGAGACAUCUCAAGCACCCUGAUUGCCCUGGCGGACAAACAUGCAACAUUGUCAGUCUACUAUAAAACCGGACCAGGGGGAGAAAACGACGAGGAAGGGGAAAUGGAAGAAGAAAUGGAAAAUCCAGAAAUGGUUGAUUUACCAGAGAAACUUAAGCAUCAACUAAGACAUCGAGAACUAUUUCUUUCCCGGCAGCUGGAGUCUCUACCUGCCACACACAUCAGAGGCAAAUGUAGUGUCACUCUGCUCAAUGAGACGGAGUCCCUGAAAUCAUACCUGGAGCGGGAGGAUUUCUUCUUCUAUUCUCUAGUUUAUGAUCCACAGCAGAAGACUCUUCUAGCUGAUAAAGGAGAAAUUAGAGUGGGUAACAGAUACCAAGCAGAUAUAACAGACUUGCUAAAGGAGGGUGAGGAAGAUGGAAGAGACCAAUCAAAACUUGAAACAAAAGUUUGGGAAGCAUAUAAUCCAUUAAUUGAUAAGCAAAUCGACCAGUUCCUGGUGGUGGCACGAUCUGUUGGUACAUUUGCCCGUGCCCUAGACUGCAGUAGUUCAGUCAGACAGCCAAGCUUACAUAUGAGUGCUGCAGCAGCCUCCAGAGAUAUUACACUGUUUCAUGCAAUGGAUACUUUGCACAAAAACAUCUACGAUAUUUCCAAGGCCAUUUCUGCUCUGGUGCCUCAGGGCGGUCCAGUUCUCUGCCGAGAUGAAAUGGAAGAGUGGUCAGCUUCAGAGGCCAAUCUCUUUGAGGAAGCCCUAGAAAAAUAUGGAAAAGAUUUCACUGACAUUCAGCAAGAUUUUCUUCCAUGGAAGUCCUUAACCAGCAUCAUUGAAUACUAUUACAUGUGGAAAACAACAGACAGAUAUGUUCAGCAGAAGCGGUUGAAGGCAGCUGAAGCAGAAAGCAAGUUAAAGCAAGUGUAUAUACCUAACUAUAACAAGCCAAAUCCAAAUCAGAUUAAUGUAAAUAAUGCCAAGGCUGGUGUUGUAAAUGGCACCGGAGUACAGGGUCAGAGCCCAGGAGCUGGCCGGGCCUGUGAAAGCUGCUAUGCCACACAGUCUUACCAGUGGUAUUCUUGGGGUCCCCCUAACAUGCAGUGUCGUCUCUGUGCAUCUUGUUGGACAUACUGGAAAAAAUAUGGUGGCUUGAAAAUGCCAACCCGAUUAGAUGGUGAGAGACCAGGACCAAAUCGCAACAACAUGAGUCCUCAUGGUAUCCCUGUGCGGAAUAGUGGGAGUCCAAAGUUUGCUAUGAAGACAAGACAAGCCUUUUACCUACAUACAACCAAACUGACAAGGAUUGCCAGACGCCUCUGUCGAGAUAUAUUGCGUCCUUGGCAUGCAGCAAGACACCCUUAUAUGCCUAUCAACAGUGCUGCUAUCAAAGCGGAAUGUACUGCCCGAUUACCAGAAGCCUCCCAGAAUCCUCUGGUAUUAAAACAAGUGGUACGAAAGCCUUUGGAAGCUGUGCUCCGGUAUCUAGAGACUCAUCCCCGCCCUCCAAAACCAGAUCCCAUAAAGAGUGUGUCUAGUUCUCUCAAUAAUCUUACUCCUGCCAAGUCAACUCCAGUCAUUAAUAAUGGGUCCCCAACCAUCCUAGGCAAGAGGAGUUAUGAACAGCACAAUGGCAUGGAUGGCAACAUGAAGAAACGCCUUUUGAUGCCUAGCAGGGAUGAAGAAACUGAGCCUCAAAGAAGUUAUUUAACUUUGCCCAAGGUCACAGAUAGCAGGUAGCAUAUCUGGGUUUAUAACCUUGGUCCUCUGGCUCCAGAUUUUGUCUUUUCUCCAUUAUGUCACUCUGCCAAUCCAGACUCCUCAAAUUUCUUUAACUGUAAAGGAAAGUUGAACUAGAUUCUAAGGUCUGAUAUUCUAUGCUUUUCCCCAUGAAUGAUUUUGCACACAGCCUCUACCAAAAAAGUUAUACAUUAACUUGAUUUUAUCCUUGAAUAUGAUUCUGGGGAAGAGGGAAGGCCUACAUGAGUCUAAUCUCAUAUAAACUCAGUCAAUUAUUUGGAAAAAAAACAAAUAUCUUGUCUUAAACUAAAAUUGAAGCUUGCUUCCCUGGCUACUGAACCAAUGGAACCCAUGUCCCUUACAGGUAUAGAGAGCACGUGUUUGGCCCAUUAUUUACCCCACUGACACAAUUCGAAUCUACUCUGAGUUUCCUUUACAAUCUUUCCAAUUAAAGGAUACUAAUAAUUCUUCCUUACUAGUGAUUCAGGAAUAAUCAUGUGUCUGGUUCUUUUCUUGAUCGUUUGUGCCUGUUUGCAGAAGGAAACCUCUGAGAACAAUCUAUAGAAGGACAGAGGCUAUAGUGAACUUCCUGGAAGCCUUGGGGAAACUAUGGCCACAUUGAGAGGAAGAACCAUUGUGGAAUCAGUCAGGUCCAGCACUUGGUUUCCGGGGUAGAAUUUCAGGUUUCUUAAAGUUCUCAGAAGAGUUUGGAUUUGAUAGGAUAUUUCCCAACAAAGCAACACAGUAAACUUUCUUAGUGGAUAUGUCUAAAGUUUAUUUAACCAAGGGUAGAAUUCAACCUCCUGGAGUCUUGCCUGGAAAUUGGUAAACAAAGGGAAUCUGCAUAAGUUGAAAUCACCCAAAAGUUACUCAUGUGCUGCUUUAUACUAAAGCUGUGAAAUGACCAUAGUGGAAAGAGAGACCUUCAUGGAGCUUUCUGCAGAGAACAGCCAUGGUGGCCAGUAGAUAAUAGAAAAGAGACUGGGCUAGAUGCCUCUUGGUCAUUCCUAGAAUGUCAUCUUUAGUCUCUCCCUUUUAAUAUGAGAAGAGGAUACUGGAAACUCUUCCCAUCAGAGGGGAAGCUCUGCAUAUGACCUGGAAUUUGUCUUUUGUCUAUCUGGUCCCAAGGGAAUGUUCUUGUAGGCAUUUUUUUGAACAUUAUUUUUUAUUUGGUCAAUUUCAAACAUUACUCUUUGGUUACAAAAAUCAUUUUCUAUUCCUCCCUCCCCUCCCAUAGCCGACGGGGCAAUUCCCCUGGGUAUUACAUGUGUCCUUGUUCAGAACCUAUUUCCUUUCUUGUAGGCAUUUUUGAUAAAGCAGUGUAAUCUGUUUUCUUCACACUGUCCUGGCUCAGAUUCUAGACCCUGGAUUAUAAUUCCAGAUGGGUUCCGGUUAGGGCCUGGAAUUAGUUUUACUCCCUUUCCCUUUCAACAUUUCUCUCCAAGAUUGGAGUUUCUGUAACUUCAACAAUCUGCUAACCUGAGAACUGUCCUGCACUUAAAAAACAGAAAGGACCCAAUUCUAUAAACACAGCCUUGCUGAGAGACAGUAGAUCUAAACAAACUUAUGGCUUGCUCUCUCCAUGAAACACCAAUUUGUUUAUAGGCAACUCAAACCCACAGUUUGAGAAAUUUUAAUUUGUAUGACUUGUCUUAAAAUGUUCUGUUAGACUGAGCCUGAUCCCAUUGGUGGAGAGUGGUUCUCUCAUGUUUUAAAAUAAUCUAUUGAGGUACUUUCAGAUACGCCAUACGAUUGUAUAGGAUUAAAUCCCUAAUGCAAUUGAUAGCCUACAAUAAUAUGUUUAUAAAACUUUUUUGAAGGUAAUGUAAAUAUGUUAUCUCAUGAUUGGUAGUGAUUAUUUUUCUUUCCUGUGAUGAUCUCUUUGAACUUUUAUGCCUUAUUAUAAUUAUCUCUAUGAAAGAUUGUUAAUUAUUUCAUUUUACAAAAUGUAUGAAUCAAAAGAAUUGAACUUAGUUAAAAUUUUUUCAAUCCAACUUCUAAAUUCACUAGAUUUUAUUUCCCUUAACCUGACCCUUGCAUAUUGUUAGGUUUGCAUAGCUGACUUUGGAAGUGAACAUACCUAGGAAGAUCAGCAUAUUAACUCAAUAAGAAAUGUGACCUAGUAUAUAGUUCUGCUCACCUUCUCUUAUUAAAGUUAGCUUUCAGUUCAAGAAGAAUCCAGUACAUGUUGUUAACUCACCUGCUUUUAAAACUUGUCCCUGCAUAGCUUCUCCCAGAUGAACUUCCUAUAUGGAAGUGAGCAUCACCAAACAUACUAGUCCUCUGAGCUUCAGACUGAUUAGUUAAUGAAGAUGAAAGAGAUAAAUCCCACCCUUUCUUCUUCCCACUCCUCAGCGCCCUGCCAUUGUAUUCAAAUCUCUGGGUCUCUUUGAAAUGCCAGAGUUGUAAAGCCUGAGGUUCUUGCUAGACUAAGAGAACCAAUUGUCUUUUGCAUAUGGUUGGGACCUGACCCUAGUUAAAACAACUGAAUGUUUGUUAUUUGGGGGUUUAAGGAAGAUAUUUUCUCUAGUGUCUGUAAGGGUUAAAAUCUGGGAAUCCUUUAUGGAUGAAUUCUCUCUUACUACAAGAAUCCAUAUGACUGAAGUCAGUCAUAUGGAUUUUUUUUUUCUCAAGAGUGCUAGUAUUUCUCACACCCCUUAAAAUAUUUAAUUUUUUGACUUGCCUGAUGCAAACUUUCUUCUUUGGCAACUGUUUCAUCAUUGUCCAUGCCUAGUUUUUGUUUUGUCCUGAUUGACAUAUUUUAUUCUGAAAUAAGUCAAUAAAUAAAUCUAUUCUUUCUCAGGUAAGCUACUAGUGUAAUAUUCACAUAUCAUCAUCUCCCUUCCCAUGGAGUGCAAGUGGCCUCUCAUCUGCUUCUCUGCAUUUUACUCUAUCUGGAGGGUGGGAAUAUGCUCCCUGCUAGUCACAGCUCCUUUGUGUAACACUGAGCUAUUUUUUUUUCCUUUGCCUUUGCCAAUCUGCCAAUUUGAUAGGAACAUACUUAGGUAAGUAACUUGGAAUGUUAUUGUGUUUGUUUUGUAUUUAGCCUUUUCCAUUAAGCUGCCCAAAGAGCCAUUGGAAAAGCCCAGGUUCUUUUCUAAGGACCUGGUCUAAAGUGACUCUGAUCAUGAUAGGACCCUAUCCUUUCCCAGGAGAGAACUUAUUUUCAUUUCCUAAAGUCUUCAUGUACUUAGACACUAGUUAGAGUAGAUUUAGAGUUCAAAUCCCACACCACUAUUUAUUAAGUGACUUAAAAUAAGGUGCUUUCCUGUUCUAGGGCUUCGGUUUCCUUACUUAUGAAUUUAGAGAUUUGUAAUGAUCCUUUCCAACUCUAAAUGUUAUGAGCCUAUAAGAUUUAUGGAGGAAAACAAAAUACAGCAGAUCACUAAGGGGAAGAGAAUGCUUGAAUCUCAAUGGAUAUGACCCCACAGGUUCAUUGUAGUGUAACUUUGGGUAUCUGAGGCCCUGGGGAAGACUUAGCAUCAACAGAACCCUAUGUUCUUUUCUCAUCCAACUGUUGACAAUCCAUAGGGAUUGUCUGUGGUAUUCAGCGAGUUUAGUAUCGUACAUUGAAGUCUUCACUUUUUCUUCAUUUAAUUCAACGUUUCAGUGACCUGUGAUUUUUUUUAAGGUAAAAUAAGAAUAGAUUGUAUUUUGAAGAGAAAAUAGAGAGGUCAUGUUGCAUAAUAAAUAGAGAUCUAGCCUUGCUGUAAAGAACACUUGACUCCCCUGACUAUUCUCUAAUACUUUGAGUUUUCAAAGCAGGUUACCAUCCUAUAUCAAUAGAAGGUGGUCUUUGAUUAGGAGUUCCUCUAUAUCAAUGAAAUCAUAUAUCUAGGGUUGUUUGUUUGAUGGGUUUUAAGCCCUAAGCCUAGCAGAACAGUGUAAAAAGAGUUCUCAAAUCAUGGUUCUAAAAUAAAGACAUUUCCCAUAAAGAGUUAUUAAAAGAAAAGAGAUUUUGACUAUUACUUCACCACUUAUUCCACCCACCCCCAGAGUCCCGUAUGCUGUAGUGUUUUCACUAGCUACCACAUAUAUUUUUCAGCAUGUAACUGUGGUUGUUCUCAUUAGAUAAUGAUGAAAGAUGGGUUCCAGUAUUUCAGUGACCUUUUCCCAAAGUUAUUAAAGGGAAUACCUUCCAGGAAAAGGCAAAAAACAACCUGAAAAAAAUGUAUUUGGACAGUACUGACCAUUGAGUCUAUCACUAUCAUUUGGUUAUUUCUCAAUCAUUUUUCCCUUCUUUUUCUUGCUUAGCUGUCUAAAACUGUCAUAAAUGAAACUCAUGUUAUUAUGGGCAGGAUACUUUUUGGAGACCAACCAGAACAGGAAAUAGAGAUACUUAGAAUGACAAAUUAUCUCUUAGUUUGGCCCACAGAUAUGUGUAUGUGUAUUUGCUCUUUUACAACUCAGCAGUAACAUUUGUUUUUGGAGACUGGACCCAAAGGUAGGUGGGUCCUUAAUGUGAUAAUGCACAAAUGAUGGGGUGAGACUGUUCGGUAAAGGAAACAGAUUUGAUUUGAUGAAGUAGAUUACUAAUAUUCAGUGUAUGCAUCAGUAUAUGUGUAGAUAUCGGUCAUAACUAUAGGUUGCCAAAUCCCAGAAGUAGUCUUAUAAUGGGAACAGUAGAUAUAGGGCCUGGAGUAGAAAGUGGCCCUCUGGCACUGAAGGAUAGAGUUUUGAAUUAUCAAUAGUGGGAACAACAGAACAGAGUUUCUCAACCUAAUGGACCAGGAAGUUAUCUGUUUUCAUGAGAUUUAAGCUGUUGAACUACAGAUGAGUUUCUUUUAAGAAGUAGGUAGAAUUGGUCAAUAGUCAUUCAAAAAUGCAAGGGAGAAAGAGGGAUGCCUUGUUUAUAUGCAGCAAGAGAUUAUUAAUUGCUAGAAUUUUGUUCCAAAUUAGCUUAGGAUCAGUGAAAAUCCCUUGUAGGGAAGCUUCUAGACUUCCUAGAAGGUAGACUUCCAAUGCUUGAGUUCAUCUAGAUAUGUAGAUAGCAAUUACAUAUUAUUUGGAAAUUUUCUUCCUAUUUCUUGAUGCCCUUUUGUUCUUCCAUAACUGUAGGCAGCCUGGAAAAUAUUAGGCAUCAUUUCCUUAGGUGCUCUUGUUUUCUGUCCAGCAGGUAGAGAAGAAAGAGAUCUGGGUACCAUUUGGAGCAAUCAUGAGUAGUGAUAAGGAAACCAAUUUCUUCUUGUUUGGUCUUGUUUGGUCUUGGCUUCCAAUGCUCAAGCCUAUAUAAUCCUGGGAAGUUAGUAGGGGAAAGGGUAUUCUGAACCAAAACCAUAGAUAAUAGCUUACCCUGACCAUUCCUCAUUCCCGUCCCCCCUCUUCAUUUCAUAGCAAAGGAAGAAAGAUGCAUCUUUGGGCAGCAGCUGUGGGGAUCACCCUGGACUUACUGCUUACUCAAGGGUCUGCCUCUAAUUAAAAAUAAUGGAAUUAGCAGUUCCAUAGGAUGUCUUGCCAGUACUUGAGUAACAAAGUACACAUAGCAAAAAGUGUAUGGGUACAGUUCAGAAUUCCCCAUCUAUGAAUUGGGACUCCUCUGCCUUCAAGAAUUUUACAUUUCAAAAGAUGAUUAGUAAAGUUUUAUUAUGGGCUAUUUUGCCUGGACCUUUGGGAGGUAUCUAAGUCAUUGUAAACCAAUUCAAAAAGUCUCAUCUACUCAUUCUCUACUAUUUAUUUCUUUGCUUAUAGUUGCUUGGUUACUUUGUAAACUCCUCACUUUGCUCAGUAAAGUUCAGUGCACUCUGGAAAGAAAGGAAUUGAAAGGCAGCUAUUACUUUUAGGAAGCAAAGAACUGUGACUGUCAGACUUUUUAUUUUUUUCUGAGUGAUUCAAAAGCCAGGCCCUCAGGUAACUCUUCUACCUGAUAAUGGAGAGAAGUUGUGUCAGCCUGAAGGAGGGAGGCUGGCUUGAUUUUUAAAAAAUAAAUAAAUAAAAAAUCAAAGUCCAUUUUGCCUCUAACUGGAUAGGAUCACUGCUUUCUCCUCCAUCUAAGACCUAAACCAAACCAGUUUGUUUUAAAUAUUUGGCUAUAGAAUGAAAAUAAUGUCUGACUUCCUUAAUUCAUGGUGCCCCAAGGAAGGGGUUUGCUAAGCCAAAAAUACUAGUUGAGGAGGAAACAGAAAUUUAAAACAUUGCUUUUUGUUUUUUAUUCUUUAUGAUUUCUGUCAUGGAAGAAAUUUGGUGUCUUACAAGUUCUAUUCUCUUUCCUGUU